GACACCGCCCGGCUGGAUUAGGACGGGCCGUCUGUACGCAGUCGGUAGAGUGGAUGGCUGUGGAGAGCAGGCCUCACCUGGGGGAAAACAGACAACUUCUCUGACACUGAUCAUGUCAUGUAGAAACCGAAGUCACUUCUGUGUACACUCACACAGUGUCACAGCUUCUUCACGCGAGGCCGACAGCGUCUCAGCCCCGGGGCCCCUGCGGACGCUGUGGGGGCCAGGCCGGUGAGACUCCUUUCCUCCCGCCCUCGGGCUGCUCCCAGGGCCUCGCACACUCGUUUGCUCUGUCUUGCCCAGGAUUUAUAGUUGUUUUAAAUUGUUUUCUGUCGGCCUGUCUAUUAUUUUUCUUUUUCACGUUCCCCCUCCCCUUCAGUAGCCAUCAGCUCCACAUCCAUGAGCCUGCUUCUGUUUUGUUGCUUCAUCAUUGUCUUGUUUUGUUUUUUAGAUUCAACGUAUCAGGGAAAUCAUAUGGCACUUGGCUAGGUCCAUCCGUGUUAUUGAAAAUGCGCCUCUCGGAGUGCAGACUGCAGAGUGCUCCGGAAGCAGCCAAAUGUGGACAAAUCUGUGCUCACUCACCUGGCCCCUGGCUUCUUGGAAGAAACGGAAUGUUCUGGAACACGGUGGUGGUCUUAAAAAAAGGGUAACUCCCGCUGAUGGAGGAAUUUUGGGACCACGUUGGUGCACUCCAGGGACAACCUAUGAACAAAACACUCGAGACGGCAAGUGCUGGUCACCGCCGAGGAGAAAGACAGCUACACAACUUCCGUGUCCGCCCGGCGAGCUCGUCCUUGAGACGUGGUCAGACAGCACAGGCGUCUCAGGAAAGUCCUCUGGUGCUUCGUCCCUAUCUCACCAAACGCCGAUGUUCUCAGCACACGACACAGGAGCGAGGUCCUCAGAUCCCGGAACAAGCCUGGAGCGUAGAGCCCGCCUGGCAUCGCUAGCGAGUCAUCCCUGAGCAAUUCACCUCCAGGAAGGCAGUUUGCUUUGGUCCGACCCCCAGGUGGCGCCCUGAGCGUGGCCAGAGGCUCCGCCUCUCUGCCCAUAGACGCCCGGCAAGGACACCCCAGGGACGGCCACUCAGCGCGGCCACUUGAGCGGGCGCCGGAGCGCAGAGCCCGCGUAUAGGGAGCAGCCGGGCCCGGAGCAGACGCGGCUGAGGCUCGUGUUCAGAGCAGCGCGGCCUCAGGAGCUCUGGUCCUCACGCUCACCUCCGGGCUCGGAAGAGGAGAGCAGAAUGAGAGCGCCGGCCGCCCUGGGCGUCUCGCUGGCCGUGGCCUGCAGCCUCCUGUCCUUCCCCUUCCUGAGGGGCAAGGCCCUCUGGGGGAAGUCCGAGGACUCACACGCGCUCAGCGUUUUGGAGGACAGCCGGCGCCUGGAGGACGCGACCACCCACAGCACGAGGGAGAGGAACCUCAAGAAAAGAGACAUCAUUUCUCCAUCUCGGCUUCUGUCUUUUCCCAAACUCCCUGAGCCAACAAGCCAAGCUGUUUCCCGAGCGGCAGAGCUCGUGGAGACGUCCGUGUGGGCGAAGAACAGCAGGGUUUACCUGCGGCAGUCACAGCCUCCAACAGAUGCUCUGUCUGAGGAGCUGCUGAGCACCAUCGCCAACGUGUCGGGGUGCCUGCCCCACAUGCUGCCCCCGCAGUGUCCGGACACCUGCCUGGCCGACAAGUACCGGCUCAUCACGGGAGCCUGCAACAACAGAGACCAUCCCCGGUGGGGUGCCUCCAACACGGCCCUGGCCCGGUGGCUGCCGCCCGCCUACGAAGAUGGCAUCAGCGAGCCCCGAGGCUGGAACCCCCACUUCUUAUACAACGGGGUUCCCCUGCCCCCGGUCCGGGAGGUGACACGGCAGGUCCUUCACGUUGCCAACGAGGCGGUGCGGGAGGACGGCCAGUACUCGGACCUGCUGGUGGCCUGGGGGCAGUACAUCGCCCACGACGGAGACCCUCCUUCCCUGAGACGGACCAGCCCUGCUGCCUCCCCCCUGCCUCCCCUCCCCAUCCCCCCCUCAGAGACUCCCAUAUCUCCUUUCCCACAGAUCAUCACCUUGAGGGAUUACGUCCCCAAAAUCCUGGGCCCCCAGGCUUUCGGGCAGCACGUGGGCCCUUACGAGGGCUACGACUCCACCGUGGACCCCACGGUGUCCAACGUGUUCACCACGGCUGCCUUCCGCUUCGGCCACGCCACGGUCCACCCACGGGUGUGGCGGCUGGACGCCAACUUCCAGGAGCUCCUGCCCCCACUGCUGCUGCGCGACGCCUUCUUCAGCCCCUGGAGGGUCCUUAACGAAGGAGGUGUGGACCCCCUGGUGCGGGGCCUCCUGGCCAGCCAGGUCCUGACCUCCGUGCUCUGUGCAGACAUUAAUGAGUGUGAAGACGAGCGGGGGCCACCCUGCCAGCCGCCCGCCCGGUGCAGGAACACCCAGGGCAGCUUCCGAUGUGAGUGCUGGGAGCCGUACGUGCUGGGAGACGACGGGCGGGCCUGUGUAGACUCCGGGAGGCUCCCGAAGGCGUCCUUGGUGUCCAUCGCGAUGGGCGCCCUGCUGGUCUGCGUCCUGGCAGCCGCCACCUGGACGGUGAUUUGCAGGUGGUCCUCGGUGACGGAGUCUCUGUCCCCAAGUUGUGAUGAUUGUUCCUGGGAAGCCGCUCUUUGACGAUGAGGACAACUCGGCCA
Molecule: messenger RNA, 2685 nt
Organism: Myotis brandtii (Brandt's bat)
Lineage: Eukaryota; Metazoa; Chordata; Mammalia; Chiroptera; Vespertilionidae
Gene: TPO
Product: thyroid peroxidase
Exons: 16
Coding region: 1244-2665 (473 amino acids)
Biological process (GO): response to oxidative stress
Molecular function (GO): heme binding; calcium ion binding; peroxidase activity
Source: RefSeq, a predicted model, not a curated record